Messenger RNA from Nezara viridula (southern green stink bug), 1851 nucleotides. The record is from the annotation of a GenBank genome assembly. NCBI's taxonomy places the organism in Eukaryota, Metazoa, Arthropoda, Insecta, Hemiptera, Pentatomidae.
GGAAGGGAUAUAUAGAUAAGAUUCAACCCGAAGUGGGUAGUUACUUUAGGAACUGUAGUUGUUCUGAUAGGUUAGAGAGAUAGUCAGUUUUAUCAUUAAGUUGAGUCACUUCGUUUUGAGUCAUGUCGUUAGGGUAUGAAGUACAGGCUGUUCCUAAUGUCAAAGCUAUUGGAUUUGAUGGUAUACUUUUGAUUUCUUACAAUGCUCUGUCAGAUGAAGCAGUUCCUCAAGAACUUAAAGAUGUGAUAAAGGAAGCAUCUGCUUUGGACGACCAAUUUGAAGAGGAAGUUAGUAUUCACAAAGUAGAUCUCCCUGCCAAGCGGUUAUUUUACUCUCCUACCGGACCGAUCAGUCCAGAAUACCAUGAUGUAAGGUGCUUUAGCGAAGCUGCAAGGAAGGGGAUAACAAGAGCUGUGAAAGCUGGAGUGAAGGCGCCACUGUUAGUACUGGGUAAAUAUCCUACCUUCCCACAGUCUCAACUUGUUUCCCUGCUUGGAGUUAUGGAAGGACUGUAUGUAAAUCUUCAGUACCGUGAGGAUUGCCCUAUCAAAUAUCCUAAAGUGAACAAGCUUGGUGUACUUAGUCCUGCUAGUCCUAGUUCAUCAAGGCUUAUUUCUGUUGCUACCGCUUUGGAAACGGGAAGGAUUGUCGCUAGAGAUAUUGGUGGACCCGAUCCGGAAAGAAUGACUCCUCAGCGAGUGGAACAGUAUGUCAAAGAAACAUUCCCUACCGGAGGAAAUGUGAAGGUUGAAGUGGUAUCUGAUGAAAAUACCCUCAAAAAAGAAUAUCCCCUUUUUUCUGCUGUUAAUAGGGCAGCUUCAGAAAUCGAGAGGCAUAAGGGAAGAAUAGUAUACCUUACUUAUGAAGGCUCAAAUGUAACUGACACUUUGUUAAUCGUCGGUAAGGGAGUAACUUAUGACACUGGUGGUGCUGACAUCAAAGUUGGCGGUGCCAUGCUUGGAAUGUGUAGGGAUAAAUGCGGUGCUGCUGCCGCUGCUGGUUUUAUGAAGGUAGUGAGCAUACUGAAACCUGAGAACUUGAAGGUUGUUGCUGGUCUUAGCUUAGUCAGAAAUAGUUGUGGAGAAAACUCGUACGUUGCAGACGAAAUCAUUACUUCACGAGCUGGAAAGAGGAUACGUAUCGUCAACACAGAUGCAGAAGGAAGAAUGGCCAUGGCUGAUGUUCUUUGUUAUAUGAAGGAUAUUGCCAAAAAAGCUGUCAACCCACAUCUGUUUACUAUUGCUACUCUUACCGGGCAUGCUUUCCGAACAGUUGGAAAUGGUUAUACUAUUGCAUUGGAUAACGGUCCAGCCAGGCAAAAAUCAUUUGCUCAACUGCUACAAAAGACUGGAGAAAUCGUUGGAGAUAUGUUUGAAGUUAGUACUAUCAGAAGAGAAGAUUAUGAAGCUUACAAAGGAAAAACUGAAGGUGAAGAUGUCGUACAGGCUGAGAGCUUACCAUCAGCCCAGUGUAAGCGAGGUCAUCAGGGACCAGCAGCCUUCCUCAUCCUGGCCUCUGGUCUUGAAAAGCAUGGACUGGAUUCAACUGAUGGCAAGCUGUAUUACACUCAUUUGGAUAUUGCUGCAUCUGCUGGAGCAUUUCCUGAGCAAGCGUCCGGCUGUCCAGUCCUGGGGCUUGCUGCCAAUUAUCUAAGCGUCCAUUCUUAAAUCGUUGCUCCGAGUUUGUCAUUUUAAGAUUUCUUUAUUUUUAAUAAACAAUUCAUGUUACUGUAUUAUCCACCUAUCAAAUGGUUUAUUUUAUUCAACUUAAUCUUAAUUUGAUAAUAAAAUAUAAUUGAUACAAAAUACUAAUCAUUAUUGCUGUUUUUAUAAUUCUUUAUAUUUUUCCCUU